Molecule: messenger RNA, 3038 nt
Organism: Mus musculus (house mouse)
Lineage: Eukaryota; Metazoa; Chordata; Mammalia; Rodentia; Muridae
Gene: Acsbg1
Product: acyl-CoA synthetase bubblegum family member 1
Exons: 16
Coding region: 334-2526 (730 amino acids)
Biological process (GO): very long-chain fatty acid metabolic process; long-chain fatty acid metabolic process
Cellular component (GO): cytoplasmic vesicle; cytoplasm; plasma membrane
Molecular function (GO): long-chain fatty acid-CoA ligase activity; very long-chain fatty acid-CoA ligase activity
Source: RefSeq, a predicted model, not a curated record
UAUGCCAUGUAGGUCAGAGGUAUCUGGAGCCACACCUUGCCAGGAGCCCCAAGGCAGGCUGGGGCGGGUCCCCAUUCACGCCCAACCCUUGUGGCUCAUCACCCAGAACCUGGGCCACAGCGACAGCCAGUUCUCAGAUUCACCAUGCCUUAGCUGCAGGAGCAGGGGGUACGCAGCCCUGAGCCUGCUAACGAGGAAGAGAAAGGGCGGUCUGGUCGAGUUGGGCCUCUCUGGGGCUGCGGUGGCUUUCCCCAGGGGACGCUGUGACACGCCCUCUGAGCUUCUCCCUCUCUCCCUGUGGAGCUCGAGGGGUACAGCCACCCCACAGGGACCAUGCCAGAAGUGCUUCUUCUCAGGUCUGCCAGCUCCAUCCUGAGGACCGUGUUCGUAAGCAGACUGCUGCCAGGUGGGCCUGGGUGUGUUCGAAAACUUAGUUUGAACCUGAAGUACCAGCAAGGAAUAAGGCCGAGUGUACGAAGCAGCUCCUUAAUUGAUGGGCAAACACUCUCCAAAGAGUCUCCAAGUCACGGUCUCGAGCUCUCAGCUCCAGAAAAGGCAAGGGCUGCCUCUUUGGAUGGUGCAGAGGAAGCACUAUGGACAACCCGGGCGGAUGGGAGAGUGCGCCUGCGCCUGGAACCUUUCUGUACUCAGCGUCCCUAUACCGUGCACCAGAUGUUCUACGAGGCCCUAGAUAAGUACGGGAACCUCAGUGCUCUGGGCUUCAAGCGCAAGGACAAGUGGGAGCGUAUCUCUUACUACCAGUACUACCUGAUUGCACGCAAAGUAGCCAAAGGCUUCUUGAAGCUCGGCCUAGAGCGUGCCCACAGCGUGGCGAUCCUUGGCUUCAACUCUCCAGAAUGGUUCUUCUCUGCAGUGGGCACAGUGUUCGCAGGGGGCAUUGUCACUGGCAUCUACACCACCAGCUCCCCGGAGGCCUGCCAGUACAUCUCUCAUGACUGCCGAGCCAAUGUCAUCGUGGUUGACACACAGAAGCAGCUGGAAAAGAUCCUGAAGAUCUGGAAAGACUUGCCACAUCUAAAGGCAGUGGUGAUAUACCAAGAACCCCCUCCAAAGAAGAUGGCUAACGUGUACACGAUGGAGGAGCUCAUAGAACUGGGGCAAGAAGUGCCUGAGGAGGCCCUAGAUGCCAUCAUCGAUACCCAGCAACCCAACCAGUGCUGUGUGCUCGUCUACACAUCAGGCACCACGGGAAACCCCAAGGGUGUGAUGCUGAGUCAAGACAAUAUCACAUGGACAGCACGGUAUGGCAGUCAGGCUGGGGACAUCCAGCCAGCAGAAGUGCAGCAGGAGGUAGUGGUCAGCUACUUGCCUCUCAGCCACAUCGCUGCCCAGAUCUACGACCUGUGGACAGGCAUCCAGUGGGGAGCCCAGGUCUGCUUUGCAGAUCCGGACGCCCUGAAGGGGACCCUGGUAAACACACUGCGGGAGGUGGAGCCCACAUCCCACAUGGGAGUGCCGCGUGUGUGGGAGAAGAUCAUGGAAAGGAUCCAGGAGGUGGCCGCUCAGUCUGGCUUCAUCCGCCGCAAGAUGCUGCUGUGGGCCAUGUCAGUCACCUUGGAACAGAACCUUACCUGCCCUAGCAAUGACCUGAAGCCCUUCACCAGCAGACUGGCGGAUUACCUAGUGUUAGCCAGGGUCCGUCAGGCUCUGGGCUUUGCCAAGUGUCAGAAAAACUUCUACGGAGCAGCUCCGAUGACGGCAGAGACGCAGCGCUUCUUCCUGGGCCUCAACAUCCGCCUGUAUGCAGGCUAUGGCCUCAGCGAGAGCACAGGCCCCCACUUCAUGUCCAGCCCCUACAACUAUCGGCUUUACAGCUCCGGCAGGGUGGUACCCGGCUGCCGGGUGAAGCUGGUGAAUCAGGAUGCAGAUGGCAUCGGUGAGAUCUGCCUGUGGGGCCGCACCAUCUUCAUGGGUUAUCUGAACAUGGAGGACAAAACCUGUGAGGCCAUUGAUUCGGAAGGCUGGCUGCACACAGGUGACAUGGGCCGCCUGGAUGCUGACGGCUUCCUCUACAUCACCGGGCGCCUCAAAGAAUUAAUCAUCACUGCGGGCGGCGAGAACGUGCCCCCAGUGCCUAUCGAGGAGGCCGUGAAGAUGGAGCUGCCCAUCAUCAGCAGUGCCAUGCUGAUCGGGGACCAGAGGAAGUUCCUGUCCAUGCUGCUAACCCUGAAGUGCACGCUGGACCCAGAGACGUCUGAGCCUACAGACAGCCUGACCGAGCAAGCUGUGGAGUUCUGCCAGCGGGUGGGCAGCAAGGCCAGCACCGUCUCCGAGAUCGUGGGGCAGAGAGACGAGGCUGUGUACCAGGCCAUUCACGAAGGGAUCCAGAGGGUGAACGCGAACGCCGCAGCCCGGCCCUACCACAUCCAGAAGUGGGCCAUUCUCCAACGUGACUUCUCCAUUUCAGGUGGAGAACUGGGACCCACCAUGAAAUUGAAACGGCUCACGGUUCUGGAGAAGUACAAAGAUAUCAUCGAUUCUUUUUAUCAAGAGCAAAAACAGUAGUCAGGAGCCAUGCUUGUGGCUUCUGCUGGAGACCAGCCCGGCAAGCAUCUUCCUGAGCGCCAGGUGUCUCCAGUGGGCAAAAGAACCUGUGACAAGCUGCUUCCACCCUUUAGUUCAGGGCAGAGCACUGACAUCUCCAAUGCCUUCACGUGCAAGUAGUUUCAAUUCUAACCACUGCUCCUGUUCAGGUGUCAAGCCAGACCAUUCUCCUUCCAAAAGAGAAGGACCGCUCACUUUGGCUUCAGGUCCAGGCAGAUCUACAAGGUUCUAGUUCACAGGUCUCCCAGGGGGCGCUGUUGGAGAGGGAAAGGGAUGGCAAUCCCAUUACUAAUGUGUGCUGCAGAGACAGCAGUCACAGCUCGCCUGACUUAAUUCUGGCUUCUUGGAAACUAGUACCACACUCUGCCACCUCACACACAAGAGGCUUGAUGCUUAAUAAACUGCUGCUGCCUAUGUGACUGUAUUUAAUAUGUAAUUUUCAGUAUUAAACCUUUUAACAGAUCUGCAACAAG